GGCAGAAUUCAGCUUGGGGGCCUUGAAGUCAUAUCGGUGGUGUUUCGUGAUCGUGUCGUGUUCGUAAUUGUUUUCUCCUUUAUGUAUCAUUCUAAUAAUUAACAUUAAAAUUAUAGUUAUUCAUCGUUGUUCUGUAUCACGUUAAUAAACAGUAUGAGGAUUUGGAGAACGGAACACACAUUUAAUCAUUCAUGGGAAACCGUGACACAGGCAGCUUGGAGAAAAUAUCCUAAUCCAAUAAAUUCUUCCGUUAUUGGAACAGACGUCAUCGAUAGGAAAGUCAUCGAUGGAAUCUUACACACGCACAGACUUGUCUCGACUCGUUUCGGUUUUCCAAAGUGGGCACAAGCAUUGAUCGGUCAUGCGAAGAUCUGUUACGCCAGUGAGAAAAGCGAGGUCGAUCCCGUUAGUCGAGAGAUGGUCCUAAAAACGAGGAACUUAACCUUUUGCAAUCACAUAGCGGUGGAUGAGACCGUCAGAUAUACACCCCAUCCAAACGAUCCUGGAAAAACUUUGUUACAACAGGAAGCCGUAGUAACGGUCAGUGGUGUACCUCUUACACAUUACAUGGAGGAACUAUUGACGUCGAAAAUUUGUUUUAAUUCUGGCAUGGGUCGUCAAGCGAUGGAGUGGGUCAUCGAGAAGUUGCAUCUGGAAGAAUUCGACGAUCUUCUAACGCAAACGGUCCGUCAAUUUGACGAUUUAACGUCGAAAACCAGACGAGGAAUGGACGAUUUACAAAGUGCUAUAAAAUCAUUCGACGAGAUUCACAAUCUUACGAGUUCACCCUCUUCCCAAUCGAUGCCAAAAUUUUAGCUAUGGUUUCGCGUUAGCUUCAAUCUUUUCAAUUGAUUUCAAUUAAAUAAAAACUAGAUGAUGACGAUAAUGAUAAUGAUGAUGAUGAUGAUGAUGAUGAUGAGAAUGACGAGGAUGAUAAUGAUGACAGCGAUGACGACGAGGAUGAGGAUGAUGAAGUGGAGGGAGAAGGGGAAAGGGAGGUGGAUCGAAUUUGCGAAAAAAAAGGAAAAAAAAAAAAUAAGGAAAAUAACCUGCAACCCAAACACGCAACCCAGACGUUGA
Messenger RNA from Vespula pensylvanica (western yellowjacket), 1080 nucleotides. It is a transcript of the gene slmo, whose product is annotated as protein slowmo. NCBI's taxonomy places the organism in Eukaryota, Metazoa, Arthropoda, Insecta, Hymenoptera, Vespidae. Gene Ontology annotation, biological process: phospholipid transport. The record is from RefSeq and is a predicted model, not a curated record. The transcript is spliced from 5 exons. Gene Ontology annotation, molecular function: phosphatidic acid transfer activity. Gene Ontology annotation, cellular component: mitochondrial intermembrane space. The coding region runs from base 154 to 816 and encodes 220 amino acids.